AUGCCUUUCAUCUCUAAAAUUGAGCGUCAAUCCGAUUACAAUCGCUUCAGUUCCUCCACUCCCAUCGUCAUUGACAAUGGUGCUUCCUACUUCCGUAUCGGAUGGGCAGGUGAGGCUGAACCCCGUGUUGUUUUCCGCAACAUUGUUCAAAGGCCACGCCAUAAAGCCACAGGAGAAACUGUCACCAUUGUUGGUGACCAUGAUCCGGCAUUAUUGAAAUACUUUGACUGUACUCGCUCUGGACCACGCUCAGCAUUUGACAGUGAUGUUGUUUUCCAGUUUGAAAUAAUGGAAUAUAUUCUGGACUUUGCUUUUGAUCGGAUGGGUGCAACAGGAUCAGAGAUUGAUCAUCCUAUCCUGAUCACAGAAUGUGUGUGCAAUCCAGUUCAGUCUCGAAGUAAAAUGGCAGAACUUCUUUUUGAGACUUAUGGAGUUCCAUCUAUAGCUUUUGGUGUUGAUGCAUCAUUCAGCUAUAAAUAUAACCAACAAAGAAGUGUUUGUGAUAAAGAUGGUCUUGCUAUGUGUCCUGGAUUCGCUACAACCCAUGUGAUUCCGUUUGUUGGCGGGGAGCCAAUUUAUAAAGGGAGUUGUCGUACUAAUAUUGGUGGAUUCCAUGUGACUGAUUAUUUAAAGCAACUUCUUUCACUUAAAUAUCCUUAUCAUUUAGCUAGAUUUACAUGGGAAAAGGUUGAAGACCUGAAGAUGGAACAUUGUUAUGUUGCACAGGAUUAUGUUUCUGAAGCUCGAUUGUUUCAGAAAGGAGCAAAAGAGGCUGAAGAAAAAACCAAAAUGUGGCAGCUCCCUUGGGUGCCACCACCAGUAGAGGAGCCUCCUUCUGAGGAAGAGAUUGCAAGAAAGGCAGCAAUAAGAGAGAAACAAGGUCAAAGGUUGCGGGAAAUGGCUGAGGCAAAGAGGUCAUCAAAAAUAAAUGAGCUGGAAAACGAAUUACGUGGUUUGGAAUUUCUUUUGAAUCAACUUGGACAUGUUCAAGAGAGUGAUGUACCAUCAUUCUUAGCAGAGACUGGCUAUGUCUCUAGGCAGGAAGUAGAAUCUGCCCGUAAUAAAAAUGUGCAAUCCUUACGGAAAGCAAAAGGUGAAGAAAAGAGCGAACAAGCUGAAAUUGAAAAAACUGACCCUAAUGAGAAGUAUACUCUUAUAAACGUCCCUGAUGACAUGCUGACCGCAGAGCAGCUUUUUGAAAAGAGGAAACAGUUGUCAAUCAAAUCUAUGUCUGAUGGGAGGCAGCGAUUAAAACAGAAGCGCCAGGAAGAGGAGCAGGAAAGAGGAAGGAAACAACAGCUAGAGGAGGAGAGACGCCUGGCGAACCCAGAGCUUUACGUGGAACAAUUGCGUGCCAGUUACAACGACCUUUCAGAGAAACUUAACCAACGUAAACGGCUCAAGACAAAUGGAGGUUCCUCCACAAAUGGAAAUGGUUUGGCGGGUAGCGUUGGCCGUGGUGAGAGACUCAAUGCUGCUCAAAGGGAGAGAAUGCGCCUGCUGACUACUGCUGCCUUUGAUCGUGGAAAAGGCGAGGAUACAUUUGGUGCCAAAGACGAAGAUUGGCAACUUUACAAGUUGAUGAGUAAAGAUAAUGACGACGACGAUGAGGAACCAGAUGAGGAUAGCAUAGAGCUAGCCCGCAUCACUUCGAGGCUCCAGGAGUUGGAUCCAACAUUUGUGCCCAAGGUAGAAACAGGAAGCUCCCAACCUGCCGAGGUGCCACGUGUCCGUCCACUCACAAAAGAAGAUUUUCAGAUUGUUUUCGGGAUCGAAAGGUUCAGAUGCCCUGAAAUUUUGUUCAGUCCAAACUGGAUUGGGGUUGAUCAAGUCGGAUUAGAUGAGAUGGCUGGGGUCUCAAUGAGAAGGUUAUCAUGUAAGGACGAAAGGCUUGAAGAGAGAAUGACUAAUUCCAUACUUGUGACCGGUGGAAGUUCUCUUUUCCCUGGCAUAGUUGAACGUCUCGAAGCUGGAAUUCGGAUGAUCAGACCCUGUGGUUCACCUAUAAAAAUAAUUAGAGCACUUGAUCCGGUUAUGGAUGCAUGGCGUGGUGCAUCUGCUUAUGCAUCAACCCCAGGUUUCCACACACAAACAUUCACUAGAAUGGAUUAUUAUGAAAAAGGUGAAGAUUGGCUUCGUAAUUAUCAACUUAAGUAUUCAUUGUGA
Lathyrus sativus (Indian pea) is the source of this 2166-nucleotide messenger RNA. The record is from the annotation of a GenBank genome assembly. Lineage: Eukaryota; Viridiplantae; Streptophyta; Magnoliopsida; Fabales; Fabaceae.